Molecule: messenger RNA, 492 nt
Organism: Trichoderma harzianum CBS 226.95
Lineage: Eukaryota; Fungi; Ascomycota; Sordariomycetes; Hypocreales; Hypocreaceae
Exons: 5
Coding region: 1-492 (163 amino acids)
Source: RefSeq, a predicted model, not a curated record
AUGCCCUUCGGGGACGUUCGGCAAUGGGCGAGCUUUGCUGCCACCGGCUCUCGUAGCCCAGCCGCCCCCGACUUUCAGCUCUGGCACACUAACACUAACUAUGACUACAGUACUACUAGCAUCUUUCAGCGCCGCUCUUUCGCGCGCAAACGCAUAAACGGUGCGCUGUACACGGACAGAAAGUCGGUGACCGUCUGCCACCACACGCGCAGGCCGCCACAGAGGCUUGCGGGCGGAUCAAUCAACUUGGGGGUGGUUUGGCUCGCUCACCGACCCAAUGCAGUGCGACUCGGUGGCGCCGGGGGCUUUUUCGCAUUUACGUGCCCUAUUCGCUGCGUGCUUGUGUUGUUAUUGUCACAUGGGAGGGGAUUUGUUAGACUUGAGGGGGUGCGUGACAUGGGGGGAGGGUGCGGACUGGAUUUUGUCGCAGAGAGGGAACAUGGAAAAUGUAACGAGCGGUGGUGGUUGGAUCGCUACGAGGGCGGCCAGUAA